Molecule: messenger RNA, 875 nt
Organism: Drosophila serrata
Lineage: Eukaryota; Metazoa; Arthropoda; Insecta; Diptera; Drosophilidae
Gene: Pmvk
Product: Phosphomevalonate kinase
Biological process (GO): isopentenyl diphosphate biosynthetic process, mevalonate pathway; cholesterol biosynthetic process
Cellular component (GO): cytoplasm
Molecular function (GO): phosphomevalonate kinase activity
Source: RefSeq, a predicted model, not a curated record
CUGUCAGGAAAAUACAAAGUAAACAUUCUGAAUAGGAAUGUUAAAUAAAUUCAAGUUCGUUUAGAUAUUUGCAUCAACUCAAUGUACUCGAAAUCUAUGUCAGAGGCUUAGGUCGUCUGGGCAAAGAAGCCCGUUAAGCAAUUCGCUACACUUUAUCGUCGGCACGUCUAGGAGGCAGAUGCUGUUGUAUCAUUGGCCGCCGCUUUUCAGAAGUGAAAGUUUGCAAACAGAAAAAUGCUAAAAAUUGUGCUAAUCAGUGGCAAGCGAAAAUGUGGAAAGGAUUACUUAUCCGAGAGAUUACAAAAGCGAUUAGCGGGCCGAUCGCAAAUCGUUCGAAUCUCAGAACCCAUUAAGUCAGAGUGGGCCCGAAAGCUUAAUCUAAACCUUGGUGAGUUACUGAGCGAUGGACCUUAUAAAGAAAAGUACCGUCGUGACAUGAUAGAAUGGAGUGAUGAGGUCCGCGCCAAGGAUUACGGCUAUUUCUGUAGACUAGCCAUGGAAGAUGCCCUCGCCCACCAGGACACUCCCUAUGUGUUGGUCAGCGAUGUCAGACGUAAGAACGAUAUCAAGUGGUUCCGCGAAACUUUCAGCCAGGACAAUGUUCUGACUAUUCGCCUCACUUCCCGCCCAGAAACACGAUGUGCCCGGGGUUGGAUAUUUACUACAGGCAUUGACGAUGUGUCAUCAGAGUGUGAUCUAGAUGAUUUUGAUGGGUUUGACUUUAUAAUUCCCAACGACGAUAAUCUUGAUGCGGAGGCAAUUGAUCACUUGCUAGACAAACUGGAACUGAAGUAUAAAUAGUAUAUAUGUAUUCUCGUUAAAUAGUUAGUUUCUUUUUACAGAGAAUAAAGUAAACCUACAAUGUGCUCCAAUAA